AUGGAACCAUAUGAGUUGGAGUUUGGCCAGGAUACUAUGGCCAGUACCUACAUUGACCCUUCAACAGGAGAAGAGAGGAAACAUGGAAUCAGAAGGGGGCGGUGCGCGGGCUCGGCGCGCAGGCGGAGGGCACCCGGGGCGUGCCGCGGCUGGUGCCAUCGGCGGCCGCGGGGCAGGGACGGCGCGGCCCGCGGAUGCACGGGCGGCCCCACCCGGCGGGCGCGCUGGAGACGCCGCGGGCAUGGUACCCGAGCGCCGCUCCCGCGGGCCCGCCGUCCGCCCGCCGCGCUGCUCCUGUUGCUGCUGCAGCUGCGGGGCGCCGGGGCGCAGAAAGGUGAUGGUUGUGGACACACUGUUCUGGGCCCAGAAAGUGGAACUCUUACUUCAAUAAACUACCCACAGACGUAUCCCAACAGCACGGUGUGUGAGUGGGAGAUUCGUGUAAAAUCCGGACAGAGAGUGCAGCUCAAAUUUGGUGAUUUUGAUAUUGAAGAUUCAGAUGCUUGCCAUUUUAAUUAUUUGCGAGUUUACAAUGGAAUUGGACCCACCAGGACAGAGAUAGGUAAAUACUGUGGCCUGGGCUUUCAGAUGGACAGUUUAAUUGAGUCAAAAAGUAAUGAAGUCACAGUACAGUUCAUGAGCGGGACACACCUUUCUGGGCGUGGAUUUUUUGCCUCAUAUUCAACCACUGACAAAUCAGACCUAAUAACCUGUUUAGACAAUGCAAGUCACUUUUCUGAACCAGAAUUCAAUAAGUAUUGUCCAGCUGGAUGUGUGAUUCCUUUUGCUGAUAUUUCUGGCACUAUUCCUCAUGGAUAUAGCGAUUCCUCGUCACUUUGCAUGGCUGGUGUGCAUGCAGGAGUCGUGUCCAAUAUUCUGGGUGGACAAAUCAAUGUUGUAAUCAGCAAAGGCAUUCCAUAUUAUGAAAGCUCUUUGGCUAACAAUGUCACCUCAAAAGUAGGACUAUUAUCUGCAAGUCUCUUCACUUUUAAGACUAGUGGUUGCUAUGGGACACUGGGAAUGGAAUCUGGAGUAAUCCCUGAUUCUCAGAUUACUGCGUCAUCAAGUCUAGAGUGGCCUGACCAAGCAGGCCAGGAACACAUAUGGACUCCUGAAAGAGCCAGAUUGAAAAGGCCUGGACCUCCUUGGGGUGCUUUUACCACUGAUGUGUAUCAGUGGUUACAAAUAGACCUGAAUAAAGAAAAGAAAAUAACAGGCAUUAUAACUACUGGAUCCACCAUAGCAGAGCACCACUAUUACAUCUCUGCCUACCGAAUUCUAUACAGUGAUGAUGCACAGAAAUGGACAGUAUACAGAGAACCUGGUGUUGGUCAGGAUAAGGCUUACAAUUCCAACACUUGCUGCUUCUGGGAUCUGCAGCUUCAGGAGAUAUUUCAAGGAAACACUGAGUAUUACCAGGAAGUUCGCAAUAACUUCAUUCCACCUAUUAUUGCACGUUUUGUUAGGGUUAACCCGUUAAAAUGGCAUCAGAAAAUUGCAAUGAAAGUGGAACUGCUAGGAUGUCAGUUUAGUAUAGGUCGGGCUCCAAAACCUACCAUGCCGCCGCCGCCGCCACCACCACAAAGUAACAACGACUUCUCCCUGCAGACUGAUAAAACAACCUCCACUCCUGAGAUCAAAAACACCACUGUGACUCCAACUGUAACCAAAGAUGUGGCAUUGGCAGCAGUCCUAGUUCCAGUACUGGUGAUGGUCUUCACUACUCUCAUUCUGAUCUUAGUGUGUGCAUGGCACUGGAGAAACCGAAAAAAAAAAGCUGAAGGAACAUAUGACUUACCGUACUGGGAUCGCGCAGGGUGGUGGAAGGGCAUGAAGCAGUUUCUUCCUGCCAAGUCAGCAGAGCAUGAAGAAACCCCUGUUCGCUAUAGCAACAGUGAAGUUAGUCACCUGAGACCAAGAGAAGUCCCAACUAUCUUACAGACUGAGUCUGCAGAGUAUGCUCAACCACUGGUAGGGGGAAUCGUUGGCACACUUCAUCAGAGAUCAACCUUUAAACCAGAAGAGGGAAAAGAAACAAGCUAUGCUGAUGUGGAUCCUUACAACUCAGCUGUACAAGAAGUUUAUCAUGCUUACGCUGAACCAUUGCCUGUCACUGGACCAGAAUAUGCAACCCCAAUAAUCAUGGACAUGUCAGGUCAUUCCACCGCACCUCUUGGUGUCUCUUCUAUUUCUACUUUCAAGGCUACAGGGAACCAAGGCCCUCUCAUAGUGGGAACUUGCAAUAAACUCUUAGCUAGGACAGAUAGCUCAUCAUCUGCACAUGCACUGUAUGAUACACCAAAGGGGAUGCCUGGACCAGGUUCCUCAGCUGAAUUGGUGUACCAGGUACCACAGAGCAUGCCACAUUUUACAGGAAGUUGAGAACUGAGGUAAGUUAUGAAUGAGCUAGAGGGUGGCAAAUGUGAAUUCUUAAAACAAAAUUAUUUGAAGGUGACUAUAUUAAAAUGUCACUUUUGAAUCACAUUGAAUUUUUUUUGUAUUGUAAGUUGUAGUAACAUGGAGUUGAACAAAAAUGUGAUGUGAUAUCGGAGGUCUAGGAAACUAACAAUCCUGCCAUUUCUUUGAGGGUAUAUACAUAUGAUUUAUUUGUUGCUGUUCAGAAACCAUGGACACCCAGUUUACUACUGUACCUGAGAGAGAAGAGUUCCCUAAGAUGAACUUCAGCAAUUGAUAGUCACGCUACGUGGAGAGGAAUGAUACAUUGCUAUAGCCUGAGAGCCAAUAAUUUAGACCUUGCUGAAGAUACUGUUCCUGAAAUACCAAGCUUUAACAUUUCUGAAAUCCAUGUAUAAGAGAUGCAGCUGAGGGAUUGUACCCAACAUCUAGCUUCCCCAAAGAGAACUUCAAAAACUCUUGAUAUUCCUGGGACUGCUGCUGCUCCUGCUGUAACUGAACUCUAGGACAAACUCCCACUGACUUCAUCAGAAGCAGGAUCAAGCUUGAAAGAGUACAAGUGUUCCACCUUUUCUUUGUGGGAUCGGCAAUGCAGAGUUGCUGGAAAUCUGUAAGGUGAGCUACUUUGGAGGAAACAAUUUUUCUACUGUUCUUAGCUUCCUUUAAAAAAACUAAACCCCAACAUCUGUUAGCUUUAUAAUGUAAGUUACCUUUGCCACAUCUUCUCAAGUCUCGUGGACUUUAAGGUCAGAAGGGACCAUCAAGAUCACCUAGUCUGACCUCCUGCACAUUGCAGGCCACAGAACCGAACCCCUCUCUUUUCUAGGGAUAAUUUCUCUGUACUAAUUCAUUGGGUGGUCAGACUCUUUUCUAAACAGAGAUUACAGUGUGAUCAGUGUCCUUAACAAUUGUUACUUGGGAAUUUAUCCCUAGUAAGUGAGACUACUGAAUUAUCCUAAUUUGAAUCCUCUGAGGUUCCCAAUUACCUCUGCAAUGAGGCUGAAAACUUGGUCAUUCUUUGAGGAAAUUGCAGGUCUAAAAGAGUGACUCUUUUAAAAAAAGAACUUAUACUGGUUUAAAUCAGUAGGCAAGUACUGCUGAGAGCUUUUAAGAUUAAGGGAUAGGUUUUCAAGCUUGUGCACAAAAAUGGCCAGCGUAAUCACAUGAAUAAAAUGACUGCAUGAAAGUUGGAGUUUGUGCAUAGACAUCAGUUUAUUUACACAAACACUACACUUCAGGGUAGUUGCAGGUACAUUUUGGCACAGGUGCAUUUGAAAAUUUGGUCCUCUGGACUUCUAAACGUAACUGCUCAUCUCUAGAAUGAAGGGUGAAAAUUACCAGGUCUUAACAAAUUGAGAUUUAUUUUGAAGUGUGCAACAGUUUAAAAGCUACUGUGUAACCCAUUGGAUUCAUCAUAUACUUGAUUGUUUCAACUGUCCAUGCAGUAUUUUUAUUUUAGAAUUAAAGCUGUGCUGAAUUUUAUAUUAAGAGAAAUGGUCUUCUGAAAGCGAUUAGUCUACUUCUACCUACAUGUCGAUGAGACAGAAAGCUCCAUAGCUUAGUUUAAUCUUGCCAAAUGAAAAUUAAAUCGUCUCUGGAUGCUAUUUAAAAAAAUACACCACCACCAAAUUGUUUUAAUCACUUAGACAUUUAUCUUGUAGAAACAACUCAUACCUUGUUUUGAUUAAACAAAUAGUAGUGAAAAACUUAUUUAAAUAGCUUUAUUUUAAUAGUAUAAUGACACUGUUGGGAGGCUACUGAAAAAGUUUAUAAAGGUGACAUACACAGUAGCCCAGCUUUAUGGACUUUUCUUUUGAUUCAAAGAGCCUUGUUUUUUGCCCAAGGCCUGUAUAAUUGGACGUACAACUACUAAAUAUAGAUAUAAACUAAUGCUGGUAAAGGUGACUGCCAAGCCCAAAUGUUAGACAAUUGUAUUUAGUAGUAUCUAUCUUCAUUCUUGCUGCAAACUGGAAAGCUUUACACUCUGCCUUUUCCCUUGAUAUUGAGUUUUUACAAAAAUGUGAUACAUAACUUAUUUUUCUCGUGUUACUGAGGUACUAAGACUAAUCACAUUUGUGAUAGUAACCAUUUGGAAUUAUGUGCACUGUGUUUUAAGGCCUGAUCCUGCAAACUCUUACUCACGUGACUGGUUCUACUGAUGAGAAUAAAGUUUUGUAGGAUUGACCUCUAAAUGUGAAUAUUUUAAGUCUCAGGGGCCUACAAGCCUCUGCCUUCCAAUAAGUUCAAUUACUCGCCCUAUUACUUAUUUGUACUAGUCCAUUAUUUAAUGAAAGGAUUAAUUUGUUAGAACAAUCACCAGCUGUGGGAAUUUUAUCUGUGGUAUUUUCCUAAAUGUAUUUGUUUUUAAAGUUUGGAGACUCUAGCUCUUAAGUGCAUCUGACAAACUUAUUCUGGAUAAAAAAAAUAUUGUAGUGCUACCUAUGGGCAAUCUGCGCACAUCAGUGCUUUGAAAUAAAUUUAACAAGUGAAUUGUCAAAAUUGAGAUCAAAGCUUUAGCCAAAAGAAAUUAUGACCCUUGUUUAAAGAAAAGGCUUAGCAGAGCUUAUAUUUCACAAUAACUUGACAGUGGUGCAGGGAAAAAGGUAAAGAUUUGCUUUAACAAGCUGCCAUAGGAAAGUGGGGUUUAACAUCUGUCUUUACCCCAGCCAUAGCACAUAAAUACAAGGGAAUUUAUUCAAAGGCACUCAUUUCUUAAGGCAGUUCAGAAUUUCAGUAGAAAAACAUCUAGAAGCAAAAUCCCUCCAAUGCAGUAAGUUUGUUUAUAAAAUAGUUGAUGACGCUGUUACUGUUUGUCUUAAAAACAAACAACCAAAAUAUUUUAUACUUCUCUUUCCAUUGUUACAAAGCUCAGUUGAAGUUGUUUUUGCCACUUUUACUCUCUGCCUCUUGCAUGAAAUGUCUAUGUACAUCUGCUCAAAUAAACAUGUUUAUUUUAGUCAUUUUUACCAUGCCAGGAUUAUGUGCCUAACGUACAAUUCGGCAUCAAACUUGAGCUAAUGGCCUGUAUUGUAGAUUUUAACUGAAUGUAAGAUGCAUAACUACAUGUGGCAUUGUCCCAUGUACAGUAAAACCAGAGGUACAUUGAGGAGUUCUUUAUUCUAUAGCAA
Chelonoidis abingdonii (Abingdon island giant tortoise) is the source of this 5543-nucleotide messenger RNA. Lineage: Eukaryota; Metazoa; Chordata; Testudines; Testudinidae. The record is from RefSeq and is a predicted model, not a curated record.